Molecule: messenger RNA, 1954 nt
Organism: Hylaeus anthracinus
Lineage: Eukaryota; Metazoa; Arthropoda; Insecta; Hymenoptera; Colletidae
Product: E3 ubiquitin-protein ligase TRAIP-like
Exons: 6
Coding region: 478-1701 (407 amino acids)
Source: RefSeq, a predicted model, not a curated record
GUAAAUGGAGGUGAAGUUUGAGGUAUACCUCUCCAAUAAACUGUUAACAAAUUUAUCUUCACUGCUUAAUUUUUUUUAUUUCACUAUUAAUUGAAAACAUUGAUACUCAUUGAUACUUUCGCAUUUCCUAUCUUUUUCACAUAUUUCCUUGUUGAUUUUGCAAAUUUGGGUGCCAUUUUUUAACAUUCCAUGUAGAUCAUAAUGAAAAAAAAAAUCCAGAUUUUAUAGUAGUACCUAGGGGAUAAAUUCAAAUUCUACCAAUGACAUUUCGUAUCUCUAUUAUGGCACGUGUGUAACCUCCUUGAAGCUUGAAGCAUGAGCAGUUUACUACGCGAAGAACGUGACAAUUGUCAUCGUAAGAACGUAAUUUAUCGAGCACAACAAUUAGGAUUUAAAUUUAUUUAAAAUAUAAUCGGUUUAAUAUGAAAAUAUAAUCGGUGUUUUCUUUCUAAAUGUUUAUGUAAUUUUCACAUAAAAAUGAAUAUUAUAUGCGCUAUAUGUAAAGAUCAUUUGGUACAAUCAGAUGAAAUUUUUCAUACCCAAUGUGCACACGUAUUUCAUUUUCAAUGUUUGACACAGUGGCUCGAAAGAUCAAGCAGCUGCCCACAAUGCAGAGAUGAGGUGACACAAAGCAAAAUAUAUAGACUUUAUUUUACAUUUUCAAAUAAUGAGCCUGCCGAACCUCAAACUUGCUCUACAAAAGAAAGAAUAGAUACUUUAAAGUUUAAAAUCCUGCUGAAAGAGAAAGACAUUCAGUAUUAUACUUCGAAAACUAUUACUUUGGAGAAACAGAAUGCUGGUCUUAAACAAGAGGUUCGAAAAGUAGAAAGCGAGAUUAGUAAACAAAAUUCAAUAAUAUAUGAACUAAGAGAGGAAAUGAAGUAUUGUGAUGAACUAAAAAAAGAAAUUGCUCACCUAAAAAGUAAAAUUGAAGACCUCGAACCGAUAGAAACAUUAUUACGUGGACCUCUCUGCAAUGUUAAUAAGAUGAUUGAAAAUACUAAAGAUCCUGAAGUACUCACUAAAUAUAUUUCUGUUAUGAAGAAAGAGUUAAUUGCAAGUUUUGAAAAACGUAAAGAUUUACGCACAAUUGUUAAGAGGCUUCGAAGAGAACUUGCUAAUGUUAAUACAAAGUAUAGUUCUAUGUCUGUGAAAGAGCAAUCGAAUCAAAUGGAAUUAGAAGAAAAACUAGCAUUUGCAGAAAGCAAAUGUAUGUCUUUACAAAAACGAGUUGAUGAAUUAGAGGAAGUACUCGGUCUUAACGAAAAAUGUAGCAAUGUAUCAGAACAUCGAAAUCCGGUGGUUUCUAAUAAAUCUGAUGAACAUAGUCCAGUUGAAAAGAUGUCAAAAGAAGAAAAAAUUAAUCAAGAAACAUUAAGGAAAACUCUUACACCCACUAAGCGAAAAAUGGAACAGAUACCUAUAUGCAGUACAAAAAAUACCAAAGACAAUCUAUCCAAUUUUGAAUCGAGCAAUGAUUCCAUUGAGUCGAGUCUUCUGAAUUAUAGUUCAUCCAGUAGUUCAUUAUCCAUGCCUAAAAAAUCCAGAUCAUCCAGUGACAAUAUGAAUACUUCAAGCAGAAAUGAUAACACCAAAUUAAAAACGUAUUCUAUACCAAAGAAAAGAAGGGAGAACAUUACAAGAAAGACAACAUCUUUUAUAGAAAACAAACAAAAUAAGAAUAUAAUUGAUUUAACAUAAAAAGUUCCUACAAACAUUAUAUGCUUACUUUUUUUUAUUUUUUUAUUAUUUACGAUUCAGAUAUAUAUACACUAUAUUCUGUAAUCAAUCAACCAUGAGCAAAGUUGUGUUCAAAUAAUAAUUAAUAAUUGCAAAUCAAUUAUUUAUCUUCUUUUGAUAUUUGAAAUUUGUAUGUAGAUAAGAAUUUUGUCUUUCUCUGUUUACAAUAAUUAUGCCUGUGUUUUUUCGAUAAAUAAAAUAUUCUACUUUCGUA